CAUCCAUGUCCCCGACUAUAAGCAACAGUGGAGCAGGCAGAGGAGUGGCGCCGUGUGUCAGCAGUAUCCGAAGCGCGUUUCGACUGGGAUCUUAAUUCACCGUGGAGCAGCACAUGUCAUUCAGGACAAGUCAAUGAAGCAAACUCAAUCCGGUCUCAAGCUUUCACCCACACCCGAGAUGGAUCCUACCCAGAGUGUGAAGUGUAAAAUCGUGGUCGUAGGGGACAGUCAAUGUGGGAAAACCGCCUUACUUCACGUGUUUGCGAAAGACUGCUUCCCAGAGAACUAUGUCCCCACGGUCUUCGAGAACUACACAGCCAGUUUUGAAAUCGAUACACAGAGAAUAGAACUAAGUCUUUGGGACACAUCAGGCUCACCGUACUAUGACAACGUACGACCACUCUCUUACCCCGACUCUGACGCGGUCCUCAUCUGCUUCGAUAUCAGCAGACCGGAAACGUUGGACAGUGUUUUAAAGAAGUGGAGAGGAGAAAUUCAGGAAUUCUGUCCUAACACCAAAAUCCUGCUGGUUGGAUGCAAGUCUGACCUUCGAACGGACCUCACCACACUGGUGGAGCUGUCUAACCACAGACAGACACCAGUGUCAUAUGAUCAGGGCUCCAACAUGGCCAAGCAGCUGAGCGCUCCCUACAUCGAGUGUUCCUCCCUGCAGUCGGAGAACAGCGUGCGGGACAUCUUCCACGUGGCCACGCUGGCCUGCGUCUCCAAGAACAGCAAGAACGUGAAGCGCAGCAAGUCCUCCCGGGCCACCAAGAGGAUCUCCCACAUGCCCAGCAGGCCCGACCUUACGGCGGUGGCCACAGAUCUGCGCAAAGACAAGGCCAAGAGCUGUACUCUCAUGUGAAGGGACGGGUCUAUUUCCGAGACUUCCUUGGAACCGUGUGGACUUUUUGCACCGAGUAGGGGACGGCACAAGGCAUUUGAAGGGGAGGGGAGGGGAGGGGGGGGGAGCAGGGCAGUGAACCAUGCCCUGUACACCAAGCAGUUGAAGGAUGACGGAUGCUCAGCACUUUAAAUCAUCUCAAACCUACCUUCCCCCCCCCCCCCUGUUCCUGCUCUCCUGGUAUCUAUAAUGUUGCGCUAGGAGAAAUGAGUCUGUCCCGAAAGCAGUGCGAUGGGAUUUAUAAACGGGGGGGGGGGGGGGGGGGAAGAACAGUGAAGCUCCCAGUAAUUGGAGAAGCUCAUUGACGAUGCCAACCAGAGAUAACCCCCAAGCCUCAGAAACACUAGGGUCUGUUUGUCUCAUGACGACAGGCCCCUCCUCUACUUUUCAGGCAUUCAUGGGGAGAUGUUUAUCCGCUUUUGGCCUUCUGUUCCCCUGAAAGCGACGUAAACAUCCCUUUUUUGGCGAUCGUGGUGGGUGAUCUCCUACCUCGACAGGAAGUGGGGGCAUGCGGUCCACUCGUAUCUUAAGAUUAAAACAAAACGGAUGAAAAUGUGAAAAAAAAAUAAUGAAGACUUUAAAAUAUGUUAACCCCUCCCCUCCCUAAAAAAACGAAA
This is a messenger RNA of Gadus macrocephalus (Pacific cod), 1521 nucleotides long. RefSeq names its product rho-related GTP-binding protein RhoE. The coding region runs from base 134 to 865 and encodes 243 amino acids. Gene Ontology annotation, molecular function: GTP binding; GTPase activity. Gene Ontology annotation, biological process: small GTPase-mediated signal transduction. The record is from RefSeq and is a predicted model, not a curated record. The transcript is spliced from 5 exons. NCBI's taxonomy places the organism in Eukaryota, Metazoa, Chordata, Actinopteri, Gadiformes, Gadidae.